UGGGGGCGCGGAGCCGCGGGAGGAGGAAGGGGAAGGAGAAUCUGUGAGUCGCCGAGAGGCAGCGCAGCGGCUGCUGUGAGGAGUCCGCGUGCGGAGCUGCCGGCAGCCCGACCUCCGGGGCCGGAGCCUAGACUGGGACCCGGAGAGGCCGGAGCAGCGCCGGGAGCCUGAGGCCGGAGCCGAGGAGGAAUGUGACCUGGGGUCGGCGGGGGCGCGGGAGUACGCGAGCGCAGGGAUGGGGCAGCAGGUGGGCCGCGUCGGGGAGGCUCCGGGGCUUCAGCAGCCGCAGCCUCGCGGGAUCCGGGGCAGCAGUGCAGCCAGGCCCUCCGGCCGCAGGCGGGACCUGGCGGGGCGCACCACAGAGGCCGGCUUCAAUAUCUUCACCCAGCAUGAUCACUUUGCCAGCUGUGUGGAGGAUGGCUUUGAGGGAGACAAGACUGGAGGCAGUAGUCCAGAAGCCUUGCACCGCCCCUAUGGUUGUGAUGUUGAGCCCCAAGCGCUGAACGAAGCCAUCAGGUGGAGCUCCAAGGAGAACCUACUUGGAGCCACCGAGAGUGACCCUAAUCUCUUUGUUGCACUUUAUGAUUUUGUAGCAAGUGGUGAUAAUACACUCAGCAUCACUAAAGGUGAAAAGCUACGAGUCCUUGGUUACAACCAGAAUGGUGAGUGGAGUGAAGUUCGCUCUAAGAAUGGCCAAGGUUGGGUGCCAAGCAACUACAUCACCCCAGUGAACAGCUUGGAAAAACAUUCCUGGUACCACGGGCCCGUGUCGCGCAGCGCAGCGGAAUACCUCCUCAGCAGUCUGAUCAACGGCAGCUUCCUGGUGCGAGAGAGUGAGAGCAGCCCUGGGCAGCUGUCCAUCUCGCUCAGGUACGAGGGACGUGUGUAUCACUACAGGAUCAACACCACCACAGACGGCAAGGUGUACGUAACUGCUGAGAGCCGCUUUAGCACCCUCGCAGAGCUGGUCCACCACCACUCCACCGUGGCGGAUGGGCUGGUGACAACGCUACACUACCCAGCGCCCAAGUGUAAUAAGCCCACAGUCUAUGGCGUGUCCCCCAUCCAUGACAAAUGGGAAAUGGAACGAACAGAUAUUACCAUGAAGCACAAACUUGGGGGUGGACAGUAUGGAGAAGUUUAUGUUGGCGUCUGGAAGAAAUAUAGCCUUACGGUUGCUGUGAAAACAUUGAAGGAAGAUACCAUGGAGGUGGAGGAGUUCCUGAAAGAAGCCGCAGUGAUGAAGGAGAUCAAGCAUCCUAAUCUGGUGCAGCUCUUAGGUGUGUGUACUUUGGAGCCACCAUUUUACAUCGUGACUGAGUACAUGCCCUACGGCAACUUGCUUGAUUAUCUCCGAGAGUGCAACCGAGAAGAAGUGACUGCGGUCGUGCUGCUGUACAUGGCCACCCAGAUCUCUUCCGCAAUGGAGUAUCUGGAGAAGAAGAAUUUCAUCCACAGAGAUCUUGCAGCCCGUAACUGCCUCGUGGGAGAAAACCAUGUGGUAAAAGUGGCUGACUUUGGCUUGAGUAGACUGAUGACUGGAGACACCUAUACUGCUCAUGCUGGAGCCAAAUUCCCUAUUAAAUGGACAGCACCAGAGAGCCUGGCCUACAAUACCUUCUCAAUUAAAUCUGACGUUUGGGCUUUCGGGGUACUGCUGUGGGAAAUUGCUACGUAUGGAAUGUCACCAUAUCCAGGUAUCGACCUGUCUCAGGUCUAUGAUCUUCUGGAAAAAGGAUAUCGAAUGGAACAGCCUGAAGGAUGUCCCCCUAAGGUUUAUGAACUUAUGAGAGCAUGCUGGAAGUGGAGCCCUGCCGACAGGCCCUCUUUUGCUGAAACACAUCAAGCUUUCGAAACCAUGUUCCAUGACUCCAGCAUUUCUGAAGAGGUAGCUGAGGAGCUCGGGAGGGCCGCCUCCGCCUCGUCUGUGGUGCCGUACCUGCCCCGACUGCCUGUGCUUCCUUCCAAGACCCGGACGCUGAAGAAACAGGGGGAGAACAAGGAGAAUAUCGAAGGGCCACAGGAUGCCACAGAAAAUUCUGCAUCUAGUUCAGCACCAGGGUUCGUUAGAGGUGCACAGGCCCCCAGCGGGUCCCCAGCACUGCCUCGAAAACAAAGAGACAAGUCCCCCAGCAGCCUCUUGGAAGACGCCAAAGAGACUUGCUUCACCAGGGAUAGGAAGGGAGGCUUCUUCAGCUCCUUCAUGAAAAAGAGAAAUGCUCCCACACCCCCUAAACGCAGCAGCUCUUUCCGAGAAAUGGAGAAUCAACCCCACAAGAAAUAUGAACUCACGGGUAACUUCUCAUCUGUUGCUUCUCUACAGCAUGCUGAUGGGUUCUCUUUCACUCCUGCCCAGCAAGAGGCGAAUCUGGUGCCACCCAAGUGCUAUGGGGGGAGCUUUGCACAGAGGAACCUCUGUAAUGACGAUGGUGGCGGGGGCGGGGGCAGCGGCACUGCUGGGGGCGGGUGGUCUGGCAUCACAGGCUUCUUUACACCACGCUUAAUCAAAAAGACACUGGGCUUACGAGCGGGUAAACCCACAGCCAGUGAUGACACUUCCAAGCCUUUUCCAAGGUCAAACUCUACAUCUUCCAUGUCCUCAGGGCUUCCAGAGCAGGAUAGGAUGGCAAUGACCCUUCCCAGGAACUGCCAGAGGUCCAAACUCCAGCUGGAAAGGACAGUGUCCACCUCUUCUCAGCCAGAAGAGAAUGUGGACAGGGCCAAUGACAUGCUUCCAAAAAAAUCAGAGGAAGGUGCUGCUCCAAGCAGGGAGAGACCAAAAGCCAAACUUUUGCCUAGAGGAACCACAGCUCUUCCUCUCAGAACCCCCUCUGGGGAUCCAGCCAUUACAGAGAAGGACUCUCCGGGGGUGGGGGUGGCUGGAGUGGCAGCUGCCCCAAAGAGCAAGGAGAGGAAUGGCGGAGCACGACUCGGCAUGGCUGGGGUCCCCGAGGAUGGCGAGCAGACGGGCUGGUCUUCUCCCGCCAAGGCUGUCACAGCCCUCCCAACCACUCACAACCACAAAGUGCCGGUCCUUAUAUCACCCACUCUGAAGCACACUACAGCUGACGUGCAGCUCAUUGGCACAGACUCUCAGGGCAAUAAAUUCAAACUCUUAUCUGAGCAUCAGGUCACAUCCUCUGGAGACAAGGACCGACCCCGACGGGUAAAACCAAAGUGUGCCCCACCCCCACCGCCAGUGAUGAGACUACUGCAGCAUCCGUCCGUGUGCUCAGACCCCACGGAAGAGCCGCCCGCCGCCGCGGCAGGACAGCCCACAUCAGAGGCACAGGAAGGAGGGAAAAAGGCAGCUCUGGGGGCAGGGCCCGGCAGUGGGAAAGCUGGGAGGCCAGCGAUGCCUCCACCUCAAGUGCCUCUGCCCGCAUCUUCCGUCUCGCCGGCCAAGAUGGCUAAUGGCACAGCAGGUACUAAAGUGGCUCUGAGAAAAACCAAACAGGCGGCUGAGAAAAUCUCCGCAGACAAAAUCAGCAAGGAGGCCCUGCUGGAAUGUGCUGACCUACUGUCCAGUGCAAUCACGGAACCUGUGCCCAACAGCCAGCUGGUGGACACCGGACACCAGCUCCUCGACUACUGCUCAGGCUAUGUGGACUGCAUCCCUCAAACCCGCAACAAGUUCGCCUUCCGAGAGGCUGUGAGCAAACUGGAACUCAGCCUACAGGAGCUGCAGGUGUCCUCAGCAGCUGCUGGGGUGCCCGGGGCAAACCCUGUCCUUAAUAACUUACUGUCAUGUGUACAGGAGAUCAGCGAUGUGGUGCAGAGGUAGCCACUGUCAGCCUGGUGGGAAGGUGCUCACAUUUCUGAGGGGAGAGGGAGAGGGGCUUGUUUUCCUGUGUUCUUGUUUUCAAAAAAUGAAAGACUGAUACUUGAGUGUGUUUAUGUGAAGUACCUCAGUUCUCUGAGUUCUCACGUUUACAGGUUCAUCUCAAAAAUAACAAAAAGCAAAACACAUAGGCCAGGGAAGUUGGGUGGGGGCAGAGCAGCGGUGGACGGGAGCGGAAGCUGCACUGGCUGGAGCAUCAGGGACCGUGUGCGGGUCCCACCACGGAGAGGCAGAUGGCACGAGGUGGUCCCAUGGGGCUGCUCCCGGCAAGGCUGCGGGACCGCGCCCGCUCAGGGGACUGGCGGUGGCUCUCCUUCUGCACAUCACAGAAGGGAAUGGACUCGGGGCUGCAGAGGUACUAAUGGGGAUGACCAUGCUCCAGCUCCCCUAAGGACGCGGGUGGGACAGAAGGAAAAGCUGGGAGCGUACGUACCGCGAGAAGUUUCACUGAGGCUGUCGGAAGCAGCUGUUUCCACACAGUCACUGCUGCAGGAAUUGCUGCAGAGCUGGGCGCGGAGCGUGCUCCGGUCCUGUUGUGCACCGGUGCGUUAGUCGGUGCGGGAGGUCACAAAUGCUAGAACUAGUCCGAGAGAGACGUCCUCCUCACGGCCUUGCACCGGUGAGCCCAAGUCCCUUCUCCCAGUCCAGUGCGUUACUUCUUAGUGGACCAAGAUUGCCUUUCUGCCUGUUGGUGCCUGCCUGUAAACAGCAGGCCUGGGGGGCUCCUCAGUGGUUCUUCUCUGCUGGGCAGGCCGUAUUCCUUGAUCUCUGGCAGCAUUCAGGGCAUUAACCAGCGUUGAUUUUGAAAACAGCGGUCACGUACAGAUUCUCUUGGGAACCCUUUUCUGUUCCAGUGUCCCUGCACACCGACACUCCCACCACUGGAUCAAGCAGCUCUGUAUUCCUUCAUCAGCUCAAAUGCCAGGAGAGAGGCUUCUUCUUGGAGUGUAACGGCCAGGGCCAGAGGUCUGUGACUGAGAGGAGAGGCUGGCUUGGUCCCAGGAGCUGUUUCUCUGUACCUUUCUCCUCCCUUAUCACUUUAGAGUGAAGCUAGGUAGAGAGCAAUGAGAAACAUUCCCUCGCUCUCUGUGGACUUCAAGUGAGUUGCCCCACAUUACUCUCACAUGCUUCUCUCCUUUCACAUGGCCCCUCCCCUCAUUGUUGUGCUUGUUUAUAAAUAUCAUAUUGGGAAUAUUCUUUGAUACUUAUUUUAUGAUUUCACAUCUAUUUGAAGAAUGCAUAAUUGAAGGGGCAGGUUAUUCCCAGAAAACACUGAUUAAAUCCUAAAAAUAUAAUGACUUAACCCUCCAAUAUGUUUUGCCCUUAAAAUAAGCCUGUUCCUUCCCUGUUCAUUUAUAAUCAUGGAAGCUAAUUAGGAUCAUAUGGUUAGAGGUUCAUAUUCUUGAGAUCAGGUCUAAUUUUAAUUAACAUUUCCUUCUCUUUAUAGUUUUUUAUGACCACCCCCCCCACACACACACCCGCCCAAAGAGAAUAGAAUAACAUUUUUUUCCUCCCAUAGGAGUAUUAACCUAGGAAGAUAGGAAUUGAACACGGAUGAACUGUGAGUUCUCUGCCUGGCUCUGUGCUCUGUCCACUGUCAGGCUACAGCCCCAUCUCUCAGUCCCUUGAAUGAAGGUAAUGAUAGAUCUUUUCAAGGGUGUUUUGCAAAUAAGUAUAUAGCUAUCCCCUGAGAGCUGCUUCAGUGCAGAGUUGUUACGGUCAAUGGUCUUUCAUUCUCUUUGCUCAGUAGCAGAUAAUGGAAAUUUCGAACAGCUGAGAUCGUGCUAACUGUGCUAGAAUACUAAGGAGGAAAAACUGUUUUGGACAGUUUGUUGUCUUUGACCAGGAGGAAGUUUAGUUUUCAUUCGAAAGAAGGAAAGCUUUGAUUUUUUACUGUGGCCGCUCCCAAGGAGGCCCAGGCCACGAGAAGGGUGAGGAGAGAGGAGGCAGGCAGUCCCAGGCCUCCCUGCUGGGCUUGGGCCAGCCCCUUCCGUGUGUCCGCUGCAGGUGCGACACAGGCAACUGGUGGUCCGGCUCAUCUUCUUGUAGUGGCUGGACGAGAAGACAGGGUUCCCUGUGGCCUGGGUGGAGGCCCACGGUCCCCCCACCUUCUUCGUCUCCGCUCUUCUUCAUCAGUCUUUUCCAUAAACUUGAAAUUGUUUUAGCAAUUAGCCUUUUAAGGAUGGGGCAGGGAAAGCUAAAACUUUAGAAUAUUAUGCUGCUUUUUAAGUUUAUCCGUCAUCAUGGGAUGCAAGUUGAGGGAUUAAUUAUGUAGUUGUAUUUUCGGGGGAUUUUUAUUUUUUUUAUUUUUUUAAAGCAGGGGAUCUUUCCUUGAGAGCUCUGGAAAUAAGCCUUGGAGGAACACUACUGAGUGUAUGUAAGCUCCCUGGUUUCUCACCGCAGAACAGUCUUGAGGAUGGGGACUGUGUCUUUCUCAGGGGCAGCACCCGGCUCUGUCUUGCCUGCAGUCGGUGCUCAACAAGUGCAUGAAAUGGAUUGCUUUUUCCCACCACUGUCCGGAGUAGCAUUACCUGUCGUAGCACACGCCGGCCACGCGGUGCUGGGCCUGUGUGACUUCAGGAGUUGUGCGCUCAGGACUCAGGUUAAAGAGGCACUGUCAACUUACUGUAAAAGUAUAAUUUAGAUUUUUUCCUCUUUCUCAUUGAAAAGGACCAGAUUUUACAAAUAACCUUAUAUAAAUUUAAAAGUUUCAAUUCACAGCAGAGAAAACUGCUUCUAAAAACUAAAAACAUAGUCUAUCUAGUUUAAGAGCAAAGCAGGAGCAGGAGCCCUUCUACAAGGUGUUGGAAACUUUCUGAAGUUAUAUAUAUAUACAUAUACGUAUAUCUAUGUAUGUAUAUAUAUAUAUAUAUGCAUACCUUUGGGCUGUCACAGCUUGAGUCCUUUCACAUACAGAGAAUAUGAUUUCAGCUUAGAUUUCUUACAUUAAAAUGCAGUGUGUUGUGUAGAAUACAUCUUGAUUGUGCUUUACAUGAAGUAUUUUCUUAAAAGGCUUUGUGUGAAAUUAAAGUGUUUAUAUUUUCCUACAGACUUGCAUUAUGAAUUUCAGAGAUGUAGCCUUAAAAAAGAUUGGCCCUAAGAAACUCAUCCAGUGUUUUUCCAGAUGACUGCUAUACAUUGACGUCAUUAGAGGAGAGACCCUUUCCCAGCUCUGAUGUUGGGGUUUAAAUUAGAUUUUUCUUACAAUUCAGUUGAAAAUUGGCUAGUAAAAUAGUGCCCAGUUAAGAAAACAUGCUGACUUUGCUAAGGCACAGUCCAUGUUGAUUUAAAGUCAUGGAGCUUUUGAGUUUUAAAGGUUACAGUAUAGGUAAUGAUUAAGCGUUGAGACUCUAAGCCAGUCUAGAAGGCAAGUCAUUGAACCUUCCUGAGCCUUAGUUUCCACAUUGGAAAACGGAUAAUAAUAGUAACUACCUCAGGGUUGUUUGUAAGGAUUAAAUGAGAUAAUGUGUGUAAGAUAUUUAGCUUGAGUGCCUGGCACGUAACGAGCACUCCAUAAAUGUUAACUGCUAUUACUAUUAACACCUAGUCCAGUCGAGUCUUAGCCAGGGAUGUGUGGCAAAAUCCCUGGGAUUUAAAAACCCGUCUGAUGAGACCUCAGAUGAGAAUUCCCAGUGGGGUGAGGUCUCCGCAAAUAUGCUUUCCAAGAAUCCCUCCGUGUGUUUCAGACACCCAGCACUGCCUGAACACUAUCGGUACCCCGACCCCUUAUAGCCUAAGAAAUUGGAAGAGAGGAUGGUUAUGUUACUUGCCCAUUUCCUCAAUUAAUUAGUGGCAGAGCCUAGGCUAGGGUUCAGGUCUCUUUCUGGUUGUGGGGUCCUUCCACCAUUCCUGCUGCCUUGUGAGACACUGCAGAGGAAGUGGCUCAGCUAGACAAUCAGUCUGCACAGUGCUGCGCACACCCUAAAGCACACGCCCCUGGCGCAGUCCGGCCUUACGGGGCUUGAAUGUUGAGUAAUGGCGACGCUAGCAAAGCAGGCGUUCAGUGGAGCUCAGUAAUUUAAACGAAGAACGGUCUUUCUUUCGGUCAGACCUCAGCAACAGAGCAGCAGUCUGCACUUUGUAAUAAAGAAAUACCAACUUGCAUUUUCAAAAAACCUAGUCCUACAUUCCUUUUUCUUAAAACCAAAACGAAACAAUUUUAUUCCAUAUCAUUUUAAUGAUUAUGAGAUAAUGUAUAUGAAAGCACUUUGAGAAAAGUAUCAAAUGUAAUUUAAGGUUGUAUUAUUAAUGCCUGUUUAGAGGAUCAAACAGUCGAUUAGAUGCUGAUUGACUUAAUAGGAUUUUACCUGCGGGGGACCUGAAAAUGCCAAUAUAUAAAUAAUCAGCCCUAUAACUUAUCGCAUUUGUAAAUAUGAAACUACUAAAUGAAUUAUGUGCAGGUUUAGUGAGUGUUUUGGUAAAAUUGUAGCUCAGUGCCGAAUUUCAGAAAACUACGGACCAACUUUCUGGUUUAAUUCUAAUCAUUAAAAAGUAGUAAUGCAUACUCACUCCAGAACAAAGAACCUCUUCCAGGGACCUUGACUCAGGAAGAUUUGAGGCCCUCUUCUCUUUGAACACUUUUGUCCACUACAUGUUCAGCAAUCAUUUAGCAUCCUAAAUGUGUCAGGAGCAGACUCGUCACCUGUUGAUGUUGACAGUGUCCUUUUUAACCCGUGUCCAGCGUGGUUUUGUUGUUUUGGCGGGUGGGGAGAAGGGCAGGGAUCAGAUGGCCGUAGAACCGGUGCACUUUGGGAAUUAGUUUUCUAGGAUUUCCUGCCAGUUAGAAAUGAGCUUGAUAUUCAUCAUCUGUGUGUGGUUUUUCUUUUUCUUCCUAAAAUGAGUAAACAUUUUUACUCCUGCUAAAUCAUAAAAUACCCAAGAGGAAAUUGCAUUGGUGGCCACUUUUGAGUUAUAGGCACACUGCAUUCUGACCUCCCCUCCCUUCUAGUGUUUGCUACUGACAUCAUUGUUCCUGUCAGGCUAAGCCUCCACUGGUGGUUAUAUUGGGAGUUCACAUUGGGUUGAAAGGAUCGUCUACAUUUUUAUUCAUAAUUUUUGGGUUUCAUCAUCUUGUUUGGCAUUAACUUGUUUUACCUGGAUUUAGGGUCUAUCUUUGUGCCCUAAGCAUUUGUUUUCUUAAGUAGAUGAGUCUCUGGAUGUAAGUUUCUUACGAAUUAAUAGAGCCCAGCUGUCUGUAUCUCGGUCUCAGCUUCUGUCAAGCCAGUAGCUCAGUUCUUUUGUAAAUGUCUGCUUCGGUUUGGAAUGUGUGGGAGCAGGAGAGCUCCAAGGCAGCUGACACACCCUUCUGACAGGCAGAGGCGGCCCCACAGAUGCCCAUACCUUCUGCCUGACCACCCAGGAAACUGCUGCCUGCCACGGCCUCACUGGACAGACAGGAGAGGCCUUGGGCUGGUUCUAAGACUUGUCCCACUCUCAGCAGUCAGAAUUUAAGAAAGCACAUGCAACCCUUGCUUUUGGCAAGUGCCUGUGGUAACCAUUACUUGUUACACCUGCUCCGUUAAAACCGGAACAUCCCUACCAUUCCCCACCAUUCCCCGCCGUCCUGUAGUGCCAGGAAGCAUGGUCGGAUUUCAGGGCUGUGGAACGGGCCACCUGUGCAGAGCGUCUGCCCAGGUGACUCUCUUAGCUCCAGUCUCUCUUGUGUGAAGUUUACCGCAGUGUCCAAAAAGAGGAGUUUCUGUACUGGGGAUGCUGGUUUUCAUGCCACACCUGAGGUGUGGGUUUCAUCUUGAGGUAGCACAUGCAAGAUGAUACUGCCUUCAUUUCUGACUCAGCGCCCUAGAUCCAAAGGACAGGAAAUUGGGGAGGGCUCCACCCUGAGAUAAUCAGGGUGGGAAGAUCACACGCUUCUCCCUGGGUGAGAAGGCCCAGGCAGGUCAUCUUGAUUCUAGGCUGGCUUGGAGUGGUGGAGGUCACUCUGAGGAUGGUGCUUUCAAAGAUGGGUUGUGUGCAUUUUGCAGAAGAAAUACUUACAAGCGGGGUUGAUGUUGCACAAUUAGUGAACUAGAACUGGUAGGUGGGUAGUGGUGGCUCAAAGCCCUAGUCAGCGAGAGUCCCUGCUUGAGACGUUCUCUCCGUGCAGGGCGCUGAUGUGGCAGACUGCACUUUCUCCGUCCCACUUGGUGAGCUGGGGGAAGAGUGCUCUAACCGGACCCUUCCCACCCCCAAGUGCACUUCUUUGCUCCUGUGUACAGUUAUAAAUUUGAAAUUGUUUACUUCUCUUAGAAAAAUUACAUCCUUUAAUUUUCCCAUUGCUGGGUAAUCCAAACACAUUAGCAAGGCCCUGGUUAACAGCCCAAGGUCACAGAUGGUGUGUGAACAGAUCCAAGGGAAAGAGGGUGUCUCUUUUAAGUCACAAGUUCAAGCUCAACUUUGUUCUCAGACCACACGCCCAUAUAUCCUUCCGUUAUCUGUUCUUUGAAAUUGUUUGUUCAUCAUGUUACUCAUAGGAUCAAAUUUCUGGGUCUUACUCUAAGUUACUGAGCUGUACACACAGGCCUUGAGGUCCUUGGAGCAUUCAGUUAAUUCUUUAGGACAGGGUGGAGUUGAGGUGUCCAAUGCUAGCAGGUUUUAAUAAAGGAAAUAGACAGUAUCGUUGGAGCUUGCUUAGAGUUGCUUCUGAGCCUCCAGAUAAGAGUUCUAAACAUGUAAUUAAGCCAUUAAGUUCAACCAUCAACUUCAGUUGGAGAAUGGGACUUCUGAUUAAUAAAAUUUUCACAUUUAAGGAUGGUUUUCAUCGGCUGUAACACAACAGUAACACAGGUGUGCCAGAUAAGUUUAUUCUCGAGUUAAGAAGAUUCUGUAGGAUGCAGUAGUGUUUUAGUGCCAUCCCUGGUGAAUCCCAGAUACUGCUCUGCAGUACUUCUUCGGAAGUACCAUUCCACACGUUGAGAGUGGCAAGGGUGCCAGGAGACCGAGAUGUUUCUGGUAGAUGAAUGAAGGCCAGGUAAGCCAGCCUUCCUCCACUUUGACAAGCCAUUUUUCAUUGUGGCCACUGUUCUUGGGAUUGCGUUAUGAGAGAAGUUUUCUGAGAUCUUGAGAAAUCACUUUAGGGUGAUUGUCCUUCAGAGAAAUUAGUAUUCAGAAAUGAGAAAGGACAAUAAGUUUACUCAUCUUAGAGUUCUUUAGGGCAUAUGUUUGAAAACCGUCUUAUCUCGGGUCCAUACAGAGGGUAUGUGUUAUGUCCACACCCCGCUGUUGUCUAAGAAAGGGGAGUAGGUGAAAGAGGAGUUGCUCAGAUCUUUCCCUGUGGGGAACAGACAACAGUGCCCUGGUUUAGAGAGUUUGCCAUGAACAGGCCAACUGAGCUGUUUGCGCAUACUCAGAACCCCCCCACCCCCUGUCUCCUGGGUAGACCCCACACUUUUCCUUUUUGCAAUCUGAUUCUGUAGUGACUAUCAGUGGAGAAACCCAGUUUUAUACUGCUUGGCAAAACCAAGUUUGAGUAUUUCACGGUGGUUGACAGAACUUUGUCCUAAAAUAUGAUUCAGAGUUUUUAAAAUGUGUUUAACAUUUUAUACCAAAGGUCACGCCCUACAGGUGUAUGCGUGGUGGGUGCACAGAGAAAGAGGUCCGGAGGGCCUGGCACUGUGUGCGUUGCUAAGGGGACACAGUGAGACAAUAUGGGACUUGAAAACACAUCAAUCAUGGGUCACACUACCAGUGUUGUCGGGUAUUUGUUCUUGUAAUAUAUUUUCAGGUGUUUUGUUUUCUAAUUUAAUUAUCUCACCCUGUUGUCUGACUGUGAACUGCUAACAGUGUUAAACUUGAUGUAAAUAAAUGAGGCCCUUGAAAGGGGAAUGCUGUCUGCCUGUUGUCUCACAAGGCUUGCCAACUUGUGUUUUAUUUUAAAUAAAGGUUGCAAUAUUUUAUUGGCAAA
This is a messenger RNA of Suricata suricatta (meerkat), 11741 nucleotides long. RefSeq names its product ABL proto-oncogene 2, non-receptor tyrosine kinase (gene ABL2). Gene Ontology annotation, biological process: protein phosphorylation; regulation of apoptotic process. NCBI's taxonomy places the organism in Eukaryota, Metazoa, Chordata, Mammalia, Carnivora, Herpestidae. The transcript has 12 exons. The record is from RefSeq and is a predicted model, not a curated record. Gene Ontology annotation, molecular function: protein binding; ATP binding; non-membrane spanning protein tyrosine kinase activity. The coding region runs from base 236 to 3784 and encodes 1182 amino acids.